This is a messenger RNA of Melanotaenia boesemani (Boeseman's rainbowfish), 1043 nucleotides long. RefSeq names its product protein prune homolog 2-like. The record is from RefSeq and is a predicted model, not a curated record. Gene Ontology annotation, biological process: apoptotic process. Gene Ontology annotation, cellular component: cytoplasm. The coding region runs from base 28 to 444 and encodes 138 amino acids. The transcript has 7 exons. NCBI's taxonomy places the organism in Eukaryota, Metazoa, Chordata, Actinopteri, Atheriniformes, Melanotaeniidae.
AGCAUCUGUGACAAUUAUAAUUAUGUAAUGGAAAACCUUUUUCUGUAUGUAAUUAGUACCUUGGAGCUAAUGGUGGCCGAGGAUUACAUGAUUGUGUACCUGAACGGUGCCACUCCUCGUAGGAGGAUGCCUGGUUUCACCUGGAUGAAAAGGUGCUACCAAAUGAUAGACCGGAGACUGAAGAAAAACCUAAAGAUGUUCAUCAUUGUUCAUCCCUCCUGGUUCAUUCGGACUUUGUUAGGAAUCACCAGGCCAUUCAUAAGCUCAAAGUUCAGCAGUAAAAUCAAGUAUGUAAACAGUCUGCGGGAGCUUGGAGAAAUCAUCCCCAUGGAGUAUGUUCAUAUUCCACCAACCAUUCUCAAGUAUGACAAGAAGAAGGUUUUACACAAAUUUGCAUGCAUGAGCAGACUGGAUACAGAAUUACAGGAGACGUCAGCUAAGUAAGUGAGUCGACAAGGGACACUCAGCUGUCUGACAAGACACUUGGCUGCAGCCCAUUUUCUUUCUGCACUUUGCUGUGCUCAGCUUGAAUGAAAAACCAAACUGCAGCAUGACGCAUAUGGGGCAUUGUUGUUUAAAAGGCAACUAGCAAUGGAGCAGAAAGGUUUGCUGUGGUUCAAACAUCGGGUGGUUCAUUAGACCUGAGGAUGCUUGAUGUACAGUACAGUAAUGUGCUUGCAUUGCAGAGACUGUCACUGUGCUGAAGGGGAGAUACUUCAAACUGUUUUACAGUACUUGACACAUCACUUGAUAAUGUUGGUCUUUUGUUUUUUCUUGUACUUCAUCAGUGUAAGUUAUUUUGAUUUGGAUGUAUUUAAAGUAGUUCCUGGUAGUCUUUACUAGCUCCGUUAACUUCAUGUAUUAAUGAUCAAAGUGUGUAUUUUCUAAAGCCAAAAUUGUAAUUAUAAUCUAAUAUGUUUAAAAAGUUGUAUUACAUACCAUCUGCUUGCAAAAACAAGAAAGAUUUGUUCUUCCUGGACAAUAAGAACAUUGAAAUGUAGUAGACCUGUUUGCAGACUCUGUUAGUACAAUGUUUACAAAAA